Molecule: messenger RNA, 993 nt
Organism: Coprinopsis cinerea okayama7#130
Lineage: Eukaryota; Fungi; Basidiomycota; Agaricomycetes; Agaricales; Psathyrellaceae
Exons: 6
Coding region: 1-993 (330 amino acids)
Source: RefSeq, a predicted model, not a curated record
AUGCCCGAGGCUCUUGUCGGCAUCAAAUGUUCAGUUAUCAUGGACGUCGGCCGUGAACUCCCCGAGUACAAGACGGAGAUGAAGUGGGACUCACUAUCUAGUAUUCCAUUGGUGACAUGUUAUAUUCCAUCAGAAGCUGGGAAGACCUUCCAAGUCAAGGUCGAAGCUCCUGCUCUCCACUAUCAGCACUGGGCUUUUGACCUGAGCUUGGAUGACUCUUCAGUAGUGGUUCCUCAAUCCGCUAUGCCUGCGUCGUACGGAAACGUCGCGGUUUUAAGUGAAGAUUUGGUCGGUCCAACGUCGUCGCGUACUUUCCAGUUUUCCAAUAUCCAGCGAACAGUUGAGGAUCGCUACCUCCUGCAGAUGAUGAUUCCGCGCAAUGUCAGUAAUAGGCUGGGCGAAAUUGAGCUUCGAAUUUGUAGUGUGGACGGGUUUGCGAUGGCUUCGAGUCGCGAGUCUAGGGCUCAUCGAUGGUCGAAUGCGCAGUCGGUGGGAAGGAUUCAUGAGAGGGCGAAGAAGGCCAUGGAUCAUUGCAUAGAUUUUGGAGAACCUCGCUUCUUUAGGCCGGGUUUGUGGGCCAUCCCCUUUGGGAAGCGACACCAAGCUACAGUCAUCUUCAAGUACCGAACCAUAGAUCUCCUCGUUGCGGAUAACAUAGCACCAAGGAGCGUCUUGCCUUUGCCCAAACACGGCAUCAAGUACACUCCUCGCACUAUGAUGAGUUGUGGAACAAGACCACCUCGCUACAAUCGUGCUUCAGUCUCUGGAGGGAAGCGCAAAUUGGAGAUUGUAGAAAUAGAACUCGACAGUGAAGGAGAGGAACUUGUCUUCAGCGAGACUGAAGAGGAAAUCCAACUAAAGGCGCGUCUUGCCGAGAUUAUGGCACAGAAGAGGUCACGGAGGAAAAGAAUCAAGAGGGAACCCGAUGAUUCCACUCUUCCGUCGACCAGUCUCUCUCGCGAAAUACUGGACCUCACUCAUCUCAGCGACUGA